Alternaria viburni is the source of this 597-nucleotide messenger RNA. RefSeq lists its product as uncharacterized. The record is from RefSeq and is a predicted model, not a curated record. Lineage: Eukaryota; Fungi; Ascomycota; Dothideomycetes; Pleosporales; Pleosporaceae. Bases 1 to 597 code for a protein of 198 amino acids. The transcript has 3 exons.
AUGGGGAAGCUAGCCGAGGACAUUCGCAAUUCUAGACCUGCUGAGCUGAACCUACUCCUCAACAGCAUCUACAUGAAAUUUGCACCUGUUACCACGACAAAAACCAAGUGCAUUACCAAUCUGAGAACGUUCAUCGAGAAGCAGAGAUUACGCUGUCUUACUGACACUGACGAUAUCUCCUACUUCGGGUACGCCAUGAUCGAUGUAUACAACAAGAGCAAAGAGACCAGGCGAGGAAACAAAAAGGAGGAGACACGAAAGGUCAUGCAACAUAGAACGUUCAAGAGACUGCUUCGCGACGAAGAUACAACGCCAUACCACGCGAUUUGUGUAAAACUGAAGAAAGCCAUCGAUCGUCAAAAGCAACUGAUCAAGGAGUACUUGGAGGAGAAGAUUGAGUCGUUGUUCCAGGCCAUCGGUGAUGAUCUGAAGCGAUUGGGAGUGGAGCAGGCGAGCCUGGACCACCGCGAAGACCGCGAGGUUCGCGAGUCGAUUGGCAGGACGCUUUCGAAGGCCAAGGAAGAUCUUGGGACGAUUGAGGCGUUGUUGAAGGAGAGCGGCGUUGAUUGCGAUGGUAUCAAGGAUCAGUUGACGUGA